Messenger RNA from Nymphaea colorata (pocket water lily), 1747 nucleotides. RefSeq names its product protein IQ-DOMAIN 6-like. The coding region runs from base 191 to 1489 and encodes 432 amino acids. The transcript has 5 exons. The record is from RefSeq and is a predicted model, not a curated record. Gene Ontology annotation, molecular function: protein binding. NCBI's taxonomy places the organism in Eukaryota, Viridiplantae, Streptophyta, Magnoliopsida, Nymphaeales, Nymphaeaceae.
UGAAGUUCAAACUUCAAACGGCUAUCCGUCCGACCCAUCCUUCUAUAUCCGUCGGCGCUCAAAAAAUUAACCAACAUUCCGCCCACGCCUUCAUUUUCAUACUCUGAGAAAUCUUCAGAGAAAUUAAGGAAGAGUUAGAAGAAGCAGGGGAGGAGGAAAAAGGAAUUCCUUUUUCGGUAUUUUCUCCCAAAUGGGUGCUUCAGGGAAAUGGCUCAAGUCUUUGAUCGGUAGCAAGAAACGUGAAAAAGAGGAACUGCAGGAGAAGCAGGGGAACAGAGGGAGUCGGAAAUGGAUGAUUUGGAAGAACCGGACUCCCUCCUCAAGGGCGCCCUCUGAGGCGUCCGAUUGCUCGCCUACCAUGGCCGAAGACGUUUACAAUGCAGUGAUCGCAACCAUCGCUCGUGCACCGGCCAAGGAUUUUAGGGUGGUGAGAGAAGAGUGGGCAGCAAUUCGCAUACAGACUGCAUUUCGGGGGUUUCUGGCUAGAAGGGCCUUCAGAGCACUGAGGGCUGUUGUUCGCCUCCAAGCAAUUUUCAGAGGCCGUCGAGUGAGGAAGCAAGCAGCAGUCACUCUGAGGUGCAUGCAAGCACUUGUUAGGGUACAAGCACGCAUAAGGGCGAGGCACGUUAGGAUGUCAUCCGAAGGACAGGCCAUACAAAAGAUGUUGGAUGAACACCGCACAGAAAGCAAUCCGUUGAAACAAGCAGAGGAAGGAUGGUGUGACAGACAGGGAACCCUUGCGGAAGUCAAAGCAAGGCUACACAUGAGGCAACAGGGGGCCGUCAAGAGGGAAAGGACUCUUGCUUACUCGCAGUCGUGGAGAUCAAAUUCCAAUUCCAUUACAAAUGCUAAAAUGAAUUGUAAAUCAAAUUUAUCACUGUGCAACCUUCAAUACGAACCUGACAAAGGGAUAUCGGAAUGGAGUUGGCUAGAACGUUGGAUGGCUGCUAAGCCAUGGGAAAGCAGGCUAAUGGAACAGUGCCCUGCGGAUUCUGUUGAUACCCCUCGCUCUAGGAGCUACAUUGAUCAGUCUGGAGCACUGUUGAAGCAUGAUGAUGAAAGCAAAGAGGAUCUUGAAAAACAGAAGCUUCACAUGGAAAAGCUUACAAAGCAAAGUGAGCCUCUAUCAGUUGUUGUUCAAAAGAACAAUAUGACUACUAGGAUUUCGGCUAGACCUCCAGCUGCUUUAUCCAAUGGGCACCGCUCAAGCGCUCGGCCUUUAUCUAGUCCAAGGUCUGAACUCCAAUAUGAUGAAAGCUCUGCUUCUUCACCAGCAACCACAUCUACUCCCAUUUCAGGUAACACUGCCGCAGGGUCAGAAGAAAGCAGCAUUAAUAGGCCUAGUUACAUGAAUUUGACAGAAUCGAUGAAAGCAAAGCAGAAGUCAUGCUCUAAUCGUACACGAAGACAGGGCUCUGAGGAUUUUCAGCAAUAUAAGAAAUCUUUUCUUUCUGUGGAUGGAGAUUCAACAAAUAUUGGCUGGUCCUAGAACCUGAUGAAGCAAACUAAAGGGAUUCGUUUGAGUUGUGGAUAGUGGUUGUGUUUCUCGUGAUGUGUGAUUUUUGUUUGUCUCAAAAUUCAACAGCUUGUUGUCCUGUACUACAGUUGGUUGUCGUGAGAGCUGUGUUGUUUUUAAAUUUUAGUAGGAAUGGCAGCUUCUUGAAAGCAUACCUGAACGUUGGCUUACAAAAUGCAGUUUCUGUUAAUAUUUUUUCUGGAAGAUAAAUGCAAUAUUUUAUGCUUCUCA